ACUUCACUCUCCCUGCACGCGCUCCCCCCGCGCACUUCCCCCGCGUUCACCUGUUCCGCGUGCUCGCUCGUACCUGUGAGGAUCUCCUGUCUGUCUCGCGCUCUCUCUCUCGAGGAUGAUCCCGCGCGCGAGCUGCUGCUGCUGCGCCCUGCUGCCGUUAGUGCUGCUGCUGCUGCCGCUGCUCGCGCCGGCCGCUCGCGCCGAGCCGGCGUUCCGCUGCCCGAGCUGCAGCGCUGAGCGCCAGGCGGCGUGUCCCGCGCUCGCGGAGCCCUGCGCCGAGAUGGUGCGCGAGCCGGGCUGCGGCUGCUGCCCCGUGUGCGCGCGGCAGCAGGGCGAGCCGUGCGGGGUGUACACGCCGCGCUGCUCCAGCGGACUGCGCUGCUACCCGCGGCCCGACUCGGAGCUGCCGCUCGAGCAGCUCGUGCAGGGACGCGGACGGUGCGCGCGCAAGGUGGACGCAGAGCCCGCGGGGAGCGCCGAGCUGAGCGCAGGUGAGGUGCAGGAGCCGCAGGAAGCAGGCCAGACCGAGGUGCCUCCGAUAAGGAAGCCCACGAAGGACCAGUGGAUGGGGCCUAAAGAGAGCGCCGUCAUUCAUCACCGCCAGCAGCAGAAAACCAAAAUGAAGUAUAAAGGGGACGAGUCCAAAGUGCCGCGUGCCAAACCGAGUCAGUGUCAGCAGGAGUUAGACCAGGUGCUGGAGAGGAUCGCCAAAAUGCCUUUCAGAGACAACCGGGGUCCUCUAGAGGACCUGUACUCUCUUAACAUCCCCAACUGUGACAAGAAGGGGCAGUACAACCCCAAACAGUGUAAAAUGUCGGUGAACGGACACCGGGGUGAGUGCUGGUGUGUGAACCCUCACACUGGACGACCCGUCCCCACCUCCCCACUGGUGAGAGGAGACCCCAACUGCAACCAGUACACUGAUACCCAGGAGGUGGGGCUCCAGCCGGGACCCCAAAACUAAACCAGCCAUGAAUCUGAACAGCUAGAGCAGGACCCUGAGGAGUCAGUGUUUUAACCCCUUAAACAAGCUACCAGUAUACUUUGUGUGUCUGUGUGUGUGUGUGUGGUUGCGUGUGUGUGUGUGUAUGUGUGUUUGUUUGUGUGUGUGUGUUCUUGUUUUUAUUUUUUGUAGAUUUUGACGUAGUGUGCAGCGUAACUCGAAGCAGCAUCAGUGUUGUUGAGGCUGGAGAUGUUUAGAUUGAUUUAACACAACAGAUCCCUGCUUAAAUAACAGGUUUCUCUGGGUGAAAAUGCAGAAAAUGUGAUAGAAACAUGCAUGGAUGUGCUGUUUUUCCAUUUUUCCAUGUUUUCCAUGUUUUAAACGCUGGUUUAUGAGACUGUAAUCUCACAGUUAGCUCUCUUUUACAUCCUUUGUAUGUACUGUGUGCAAAAGUGAUGUGUUAGAAUGUAUAGUUCUCUCUCUCUCUCUCUCUCUCUCUUUGGUGCUAUUCCUCUUCUUCUUUAUCAUUUAAUUUCAUUUUAAUGUUCACCUUUCAUCACUCAAACUCUACUGAAACAGUGAAGAUAAGGGGAUUUACUGUAGGGCUGCACAGCAUGGAUAUAAAACACUGCAGUUUAGUGUCUGGAAAAAAUGAAGAGACCACUUCAGUUUCUGAAUCAGUUUCUCUGAUUUUGCUAUUUAUAGGUUUAUGUUUGAGUAAAAUGAACAUUGUUGUUUUAUUCUAUAAAUUACAGACAACAUUUAUCCUAAAUUCCAAAUAAAAAUAUAAUUAAUGCAUUUAGAGCAUUUAUUUACAGAAAAUGAGAAAUGUCUGAAAUAACAAAAAAAAAGAUGCAGAGCUUUCAGACCUCAAAUAAUGCCAAGAAAACAAGUUCAUAUUCAUAAAGUUUAGAGUAGAGUUCAGUAAUCAACCUCCUCCACCAGUCUUACACACUGCUUUUGGAUAACUUUAUGCCUUUACUCCUGGUGCAAAAAAAUAAAUAAAGCAGUUCAGCUUGUUCCAGAUGUUUUCUGGAAUUUGGUAAGAUCAAAGAAACUCAUCAUUUUUAAGUGGUCUCUUGUUUUUUUCCAGAGCUGUAUAUUUUAAGGUUUAUUUAGGUAAAUAUAUUGAGAUUUGCCUAGGAUUCUCACACACAUUAACAGUAUUAUUAUCAGUAUUUUACCUUUUUCGUAUUACCUAUAUAUUAGUAGGGGUGGGCGAUAUGGCCCUAAAAUAAUAUCACAAUAUUUCAUAGUAUUUUCGAUAACGAUAAUGAUAGUCUUGACAAUAUGACAAAACACUGAAUUAUAAAAAAUAUAUAUAUGAAAUAUAGAUAUAUAUUUCAAUAAUACUGUAACAAAAUGAAAACUACAUUUUAUUAUUGCAUACAAUAUGACAUGAUAAAGCACACCUCUAACUGAGAUAUUAAAAAAUACAAGAAUUAAUUAUCAUAUUUAUAACAGAUUUAAAGUCAAUAAUCCAGAAUCUCCAAAUAUCUCCAUAUAUCCAGGAUUAAAGUAAAAUAAAUGGACAGAUAUAAUAUGUCUCUAGUAGAUAUAUAAUGAGGUAAAAUGAGAACAUUUCUUUUGCUAAAAACAGUAAAAAAAAUAAAAUAAAAAAGUACCCUGAUGUGAAAAUCGUUCACAAUAUAAAAUAAAAUUGGCGAUAUUAUCAAUUAUACAUAUUGUGCAGCCCUACAUAAAAGCUUUACACUGAUUCACCUGAUUCAGUGAUCAGCAUUAAUGCAGAUUUACACAUUUUAAAAACCAUAGAGAUAACACACUGAUUUAGUGCCUUAUCGAAUGAUUUAGACGGUGCUCUCUGAUUUGAUAAAUUAGUAUCUUAAUCCAACUCUGCUGCGUCAAAUCUGAGAACUAUAUGACUUCAGAAAAGUGGAUCUACGAGAUACUGCACUCCAAAUAUUAUAAAAACACAUUUACAGCUACUUAUAGGCCGCAGAUGCAGCUCCAGUGAAGGAUCUCCAGUGGAAUGAAGAUGCUCUCUGUAGAAAAUAAAGCAUAAAUACCGUGUUCAACAUCCUCCCGAGUUAAGGAUGACCACAAUCUCGUGCACGUGGCACCUAGUUGUCCAAUCCCAGGAGAGAAAGCGUAAUAGAUAUCAUGUCUUAAAUAAAAAGAAAGAUUUUGUGAAGACUCCAGUGGUGUUUGGCUGAAAUGCACAGCUAAUGGAGAGAGCCAGGCCUGCUCACUAACUGUCGUAGCUCGAGCUUCGUGAAGUAUAGAUGCACUUUCAUGCUCAUCAUUUCUUCCGCUUCUAUUGUACCAUUUUUCACAAGCUGUUACAAACCCUGUGUUUUUGAAUGUACGAGUAUACAAAAUGAACAGUGUUCAAUAUUUCAAGAGCAUGAUAUCAUUUGCAGUAUGACAAUAAAAAUAUAUAUUAACCUUC
Molecule: messenger RNA, 3353 nt
Organism: Astyanax mexicanus (Mexican tetra)
Lineage: Eukaryota; Metazoa; Chordata; Actinopteri; Characiformes; Acestrorhamphidae
Gene: igfbp2a
Product: insulin-like growth factor binding protein 2a
Exons: 4
Coding region: 116-964 (282 amino acids)
Biological process (GO): regulation of insulin-like growth factor receptor signaling pathway
Cellular component (GO): extracellular region
Molecular function (GO): insulin-like growth factor II binding; insulin-like growth factor I binding
Source: RefSeq, a predicted model, not a curated record